Molecule: messenger RNA, 1068 nt
Organism: Cuscuta europaea
Lineage: Eukaryota; Viridiplantae; Streptophyta; Magnoliopsida; Solanales; Convolvulaceae
Source: the annotation of a GenBank genome assembly
GCACCAAUUUUCUCCAUCUUCCCAGCUUCUUAGGAUCAGCGUUGAAGACAAAUAUUGGUAACAAGGCUAGAGUUGAAGCCUCCAUCAGAGAAGGGUAUUUGCAAAGUGAAAAGGGUACAUUUGCGAGUUACUACUUCCCGGAAGAAGUACCCACAAAUGCACGUCGUGUGCCGAGAUUUGAUGACGGGUUUAUGAUUAAUGAUGAUGUUGCAAUUUCUAUUUUUGCUCACAAGGCAAAAUUAAUUGGUGCAAGCACACGUCGAUACAUGGAUCAAAAUGAAUCUAAUGCACUGCAUGCAUAUGUGUUACAGAACUGUCCAGAGAUUGACUUAUUUAGAGAAAUGUUUAGCAAUGCAACCGGAUUAAUAGCUUCUGAUGAAGUCCAAUUUCAAGCGCAAUUCCCUAUUUGGUUUUAUCACCAUGUGCAAACUGACACUUUGGACCAUCCACGGUGGCUACGGCCUUUAUUUGGAUUUCCUUCUCCGUAUGUGACGACCUACCAAACACUUCAUAUGAAUGGUUACAAAUUUAACACUAUAGCACGGUCUGAAGAGAGGAUGACUUGUAACUGUGGGAUUACGGUCAAGUGCACCAGUUAUGAUGGUUUGAGACUCGAUUAUUAUGGUUUAAUACACGAAAUAAUUCAGUUGGAAUAUCAAAACUACAAGGUAAUUGUCUUCAAAUGUGAAUGGUUUGAGCCUUCAGAAAGAGGUACACGAGUCCAUCCACUGUACGAUUUAGUUGAUGUGAACAUGCAAUAUCGGCUUUGCACUUCAGAUUGCUAUAUUCUAGCAUCACAGGAUGAUCAGGUUAUGUAUGUCUCAUAUCCAACUGCAAAGACAAGGACCAACCGGUGGCUUUCUGUUAUUCAGUGCGUGCCACGGGCUUUUGUGGAGAAAGAGUUGGUGGGGAAUUCAACUCACGUAGAUGAACAACCGUUGGCUGACGUGCACUUGUCGUUAGAUGCACUCAAAAUACAAUACAACACUAAUACGUAGUAUAGUGUAGUAAGGUUCGUAUCCACAGGGAAAGGAAUACUUUUCUUUUAAAUAAAUAGUAACAAAAGGG